Molecule: messenger RNA, 4091 nt
Organism: Cataglyphis hispanica
Lineage: Eukaryota; Metazoa; Arthropoda; Insecta; Hymenoptera; Formicidae
Gene: emb
Product: exportin-1
Exons: 14
Coding region: 440-3634 (1064 amino acids)
Biological process (GO): protein export from nucleus; ribosomal small subunit export from nucleus; ribosomal large subunit export from nucleus
Cellular component (GO): nucleus; cytoplasm
Molecular function (GO): small GTPase binding; nuclear export signal receptor activity
Source: RefSeq, a predicted model, not a curated record
AUAUCGUGCAAAUUUCAAUCUCUCUCGCUCCUCUCUACUGACCGUCGCAAAAGUAGCGGAGAGACAGAAAAGAGAGACAGAGAGAGAGAGAGAGAGAGAUAGAAGAGAAGAGAGUGUACUGUACGUGCGAAAGAUAGAUAGAGUGGGAGAGAAGAAAGAAAGAGAGAGAGAGAGAGAGGGUGAUGAAGUGGGAGAAAGCGAGAACGAUAUGGUGAGGAAUGACUGCGUUGGAGUGCGUGAAACGAGGUACGAAAGUGGUCGUGCGCGGGAAUCGGCAGUUGUGUAUAUAUUUGCCGCUUUAUGCUUGUGAUUUUCAUCGAUAUACCUUAAUCGCCGGUGUGAAACGUGUGCUUUUUUUAAUUCCUGAACGGAGAAUCGUCGUAUAUGCGAGUGAAUACGAAGAGAAAAGGUACGGAAGAAUACAUAAUUACACGAUACAAUGGCAACUUUGGCUGAGCAAGCAUCUAAAUUAUUGGACUUCAAUCAGAAAUUGGAUAUAACACUUCUUGACAAUAUAGUAGGAUGUAUGUAUACUGGAAUAGGUGAGCAACAAAGAGUUGCUCAAGAAGUGUUGACAACUCUCAAGGAACAUCCAAAUGCUUGGACACGGGUAGAUACUAUUCUAGAAUAUUCACAGAAUCAACAAACAAAAUAUUAUGGAUUGCAAAUAUUGGAGCAAGUUAUAAAGACACGAUGGAAAGUAUUACCGAGAAAUCAGUGCGAAGGUAUAAAAAAGUAUAUUGUAGGCCUUAUUAUAAAGACUAGCAGUGAUCCUGAGACGAUGGAAGCUUCCAAAGUUUACCUUAACAAACUCAAUAUGAUUCUUGUGCAAGUAUUGAAACGUGAAUGGCCGAAAAAUUGGGAAUCUUUUAUUAGUGAUAUUGUUGGCGCGAGUAAAACUAAUGAGAGUCUCUGUCAAAACAACAUGGCUAUUUUAAAACUUUUGUCAGAGGAAGUAUUUGAUUUUUCUAGUGGCCAAAUGACUCAGACAAAAGCAAAACAUUUAAAGGAUACAAUGUGCAGUGAAUUUUCACAGAUAUUCCAGCUUUGCCAAUUUGUCAUGGAUAAUUCGCAAAAUGUUCCAUUAGUAGCAGUCACGUUAGAGACGCUACUAAGGUUUUUGAAUUGGAUACCUCUUGGAUAUAUUUUUGAAACUAAAUUGAUAACUACUUUAAUAUUCAAGUUUUUGAAUGUACCAAUAUUCCGGAAUGUUACUCUAAAAUGUCUAACAGAAAUCGCGGCCGUUGUCGCUACUGUACCGAAUUAUGAUGACAUGUUUGUUAUAUUAUUUAUCAAUACAAUGCAGCAAUUGGAAUUAAUGCUUCCAUUGGAAACUAAUAUACGCGAAGCAUAUGCAGCUGGCCAAGACCAAGAGCAAAAUUUUAUCCAAAAUCUAGCUAUGUUUCUUUGUACUUAUCUCAAAGAUCAUGGCGAGCUAAUAGAGAAGAAGCAAUUAAAUGAAACGCUAGUGAAGGCAUUGCAUUACCUUGUUCUAAUAUCUGAAGUCGAGGAGGUUGAAAUAUUUAAAAUCUGUUUAGAAUACUGGAAUGGAUUAGCUGCCGAUUUGUAUAAAGAAAAUCCUUUUGUUACCUCUUCGCCACUUUUCAUGUCUAAGAACAUGACGGUUCCUCCUCGGAGAUUAUUUUACGGUCCAGUUUUAACAAAAGUACGAUAUAUCAUGAUCAGUAGAAUGGCAAAACCCGAAGAAGUACUUGUCGUAGAGAAUGAAAAUGGAGAGGUUGUCAGGGAAUUCAUGAAAGAUACCGACUCUAUAAAUCUCUAUAAAAAUAUGAGAGAAACUCUUGUGUAUCUUACUCAUCUCGAUUAUUUGGAUACAGAAAGAGUAAUGACAGAGAAAUUACAAAACCAAGUUAAUGGUACAGAGUGGUCCUGGAAGAAUCUCAACACGUUAUGCUGGGCAAUAGGCAGUAUUUCAGGCGCUAUGCACGAAGAAGACGAGAAACGUUUUUUAGUAACUGUAAUCAAGGAUUUACUUGGUUUGUGUGAACAAAAGAAGGGAAAAGAUAACAAAGCUAUAAUUGCUAGCAAUAUUAUGUAUGUUGUUGGCCAGUAUCCCCGAUUUCUCCGAGCUCAUUGGAAAUUUUUAAAGACUGUUGUAAAUAAACUUUUUGAGUUCAUGCAUGAAACGCACGAUGGAGUGCAAGAUAUGGCCUGCGACACUUUUAUUAAAAUAGCAUUAAAGUGCAGACGACAUUUUGUUACUAUACAAAUUGGAGAAGCAAUGCCGUUUAUUGAAGAAAUUCUUUCCACAAUUAGUACCAUCAUAUGCGAUCUUCAAACACAACAAGUACAUACAUUCUAUGAAGCAGUUGGAUAUAUGAUAAGUGCUCAAGCUGAUACUGUAAUACAAGAACAAUUGAUUGAAAAAUAUAUGCUUCUUCCUAAUCAAGUUUGGGACGACAUUAUAAGUCAAGCAUCUAAAAAUGUGGAUGUCUUAAAGGACCAAGAGGCCGUGAAACAACUUGCCAGCAUCUUAAAAACAAAUGUUAGAGCUUGCAAAGCUCUUGGACAUCCAUACGUGAUACAAUUAGGAAAAAUAUACUUAGAUAUGUUGAAUGUUUAUAAGGUUAUGAGUGAAAAUAUAAGUGCUGCGAUAUCUGUAAAUGGUGAAAUAGUAAUGAAGCAACCUUUAAUCAAGAGUAUGAGAGUAGUAAAAAAGGAAACAUUGAAAUUAAUAUCAGAUUGGGUGAGCAGAACGAAUGAUCAUCAAAUGGUGUUGGAAAACUUUAUACCGCCAUUGUUGGACGCCGUUUUGUUAGAUUAUCAAAAGACGAAUGUUCAUUGUGCUAGAGAGCCCGAAGUGCUUAGUGCUAUGGCCACCAUAGUGAAUAAACUAGAAGCUCAUAUCACUAGCGAAGUGCCCAAAAUAUUCGAUGCAGUAUUUGAAUGUACUUUAGAAAUGAUAAACAAAGACUUCGAAGAAUUUCCUGAACAUAGAACAAACUUUUUCCUUCUCUUACAAGCGGUGAACGUUCAUUGUUUCCCUGCAUUUCUUUCAAUUCCACCAGCCCAGUUUAAGCUGGUUCUUGAUUCAAUUAUUUGGGCUUUUAAACAUACAAUGAGGAAUGUAGCAGAUACAGGAUUACAAAUUCUUUAUCAACUUCUGUUAAACAUUGAACAGCAUGAGCAAGCGGGUCAAAGUUUUUACCAAACAUAUUUUACAGAUAUCCUACAACAUAUAUUUAGUGUUGUCACGGAUACAUCGCAUACAGCAGGCCUUACAAUGCACGCUACAAUUCUUGCUUAUAUGUUUACACUGAUUGAACGUGGGAAAAUCCAGGUGCCACUUGGCCCUGUACCUGAUAAUACUUUAUAUAUACAAGAAUUUGUUGCAAGAUUGCUUAGAGCAGCUUUUCCGCAUUUAACUGAUAAUCAGAUUAAAAUAACUGUGCAAGGUUUAUUCCAUCUUAAUCAGGAUAUCACUGCGUUUAAGGAGCAUCUAAGAGAUUUUCUUGUGCAAAUCAAAGAAUACACGGGUCAGGACGAUUCCGAGCUUUAUUUGGAGGAACGAGAAACAGCUUUACGGCUAGCCCAAGAAGAGAAGAGGCGGCAGCAAAUGGCCGUUCCAGGCAUUCUUAAUCCUCAUGAAAUGCCAGAAGAAAUGCAGGACUGAAUUAACCAUAGUCCGUAUCCUAUCAUUUUAUGCACAUUUGAUGAAAAACACUCUGUUAAAGGAAUUCUUGUAUCCUUUGAGCUGUAAUUAUCCCUGCGACAUCACUGUCAUCACCAUCAUCAAAAAUAGAUAAAAUAUUAAUUACUUACUAAAAUCAAGUCUGCAAAAAUAUACCCUUGUUAAGGAGGUAAACCCGAAACGUGGUGACUGUUUGUUUGUCUGUUAUAGGAUUUUAAAGAAAUUCGAAUUUCUGUUGUGGAUAUAAUGGGACAAUUGCCUGCUAACGAUGCUAUUUCAUGUAAUGAGAUAAAAAGAAUUGCUUCUCUCAAAGAGAAUCGAUUAUUAAGGAACCGAGAUAUCUAGGAUAUAUAAAACUUUUACAGAUUAAUUCCCAUUAAUCAGAAUUAUAAAAAUGGUGAAUAUGGCAAAAGCAACGUUACCAUUCUUCAGAAUUAUC